Vicia villosa (hairy vetch) is the source of this 1053-nucleotide messenger RNA. RefSeq lists its product as uncharacterized. The record is from RefSeq and is a predicted model, not a curated record. The transcript has a single exon. Lineage: Eukaryota; Viridiplantae; Streptophyta; Magnoliopsida; Fabales; Fabaceae. The coding region runs from base 1 to 1053 and encodes 350 amino acids.
AUGGCCGGCAACAACAACAACACCAACCAAACUCCUGAUCCCUUCCAUCUCGAUCCUCUCAUUCACGGUACCACUGCUGAAGGACAGAAUCGACACCGACGAGAGGGACAACAACCCCCUGCUGACGGGCAAGGGAGACCAAGGCAUGAAAUCCCCCAACCCGGCAGGAACGAGCAAGCUCAAAAUAACAGGGGCGAGCAAGCUCAAAACAACAGGAAUGAGCAGCCUCAAGUCCAUAACAGGCCAGAGCAAGCUCGAAACCAGAACAACGAAGCUGACUCCAAGGACGGGCAACCAGCCUCUUCCUUCACUCACACCUCCCAGAGGCAGAGAACCCAGUAUGAGGACGACCAAGAGGAAGUCGAUGCCCCCGAGGACACUGAGUCCACAACUGUCCUUUUGCUCGCGGAGAUCAAGAAGACCAACCGUCUCAUCCAACAACAAAGUGAGCAGAUCGACAGGCUGGAAAGGAAGCGACGAUCACGAUCUCCCCCGCGGAGACGCCACCGAUCGCGUUCCCCCUCCUCCUCUCGCUCCCCGCCGAAGAGACAUCGCCGCCGAUCACCUUCGUUCUCGCGCUCCCCGCCCAGAAGGUACCGUCGCCGAAGAUCCUACUCUCGCUCUCCUCCGCGAAAGAGCAGGAAGAACCAGAAGCCUGAGGUGGAAGAAACCGGAAGCCUUUCUCCCGAACAAGAUCACCAGGGCCCCACCAAGACCGUGGCGAAGACCCGCGAGCGUUCUCCUCCCGAGGACAAUCGCAAAACCUCUGGAAAAUCACAAGAAAAACCUCGGCGAAAACAUAGCAACCAUGGAAGACACUCAACCUCCCCCGGACCAAGUGACGAGGAAGAGUUUCGCAGCCCACUACCGGAAGAGAUCCGACGAGCCCGCCUGCCCCGGGGAAUGGAAAACCCCCUACCCUGGAUCUCUACGACGGGACCACCGAUCCGGACGACCAUAUCCGGAGCAUCGAAGCCGUCAUGGAUUAUCACGUGGUCCGAGGAUCCAUCAAAUGUCGGAUCUUCCCGACCACGCUCAGAAAGGGAGCAAUGA